This is a messenger RNA of Physeter macrocephalus (sperm whale), 471 nucleotides long. RefSeq names its product endophilin-B2-like. Gene Ontology annotation, cellular component: cytoplasm. Gene Ontology annotation, molecular function: protein binding. The annotation marks the transcript as partial. NCBI's taxonomy places the organism in Eukaryota, Metazoa, Chordata, Mammalia, Artiodactyla, Physeteridae. The record is from RefSeq and is a predicted model, not a curated record. The transcript has 3 exons.
GCGCGCUAAGGGGCAGAGCACCGGCAGCAGGUGGGCGCGGUGCGGGCUGGCGGCGGCGGGCCGGGGGCUGCCGGGCGGCGCUCGGGCCGGACGCGGCCGGCCGUGGGGAGCGCCAUGGACUUCAACAUGAAGAAGCUGGCGUCGGACGCGGGCAUCUUCUUCACCCGGGCCGUGCAGUUCACAGAGGAGAAAUUCGGCCAGGCCGAGAAGACCGAGCUUGAUGCCCAGUUUGAGAACCUUCUGGCCCGGGCAGACAGCACCAAGAACUGGACGGAGAAAAUCCUGAGGCAGACAGAGGUGUUGCUGCAACCCAACCCCAGUGCCCGAGUGGAGGAGUUCCUGUAUGAGAAGCUGGACAGGAAGGUGCCCUCGAGGGUCACCAACGGGGAACUGCUGGCUCAGUACAUGGCAGAGGCGGCCAGUGAGCUGGGGCCCACCACGCCCUACGGUGAGCCAGUCCCCACAGCCAGG